Syngnathoides biaculeatus (alligator pipefish) is the source of this 5609-nucleotide messenger RNA. RefSeq names its product diacylglycerol kinase delta. Gene Ontology annotation, biological process: diacylglycerol metabolic process; intracellular signal transduction; lipid phosphorylation. NCBI's taxonomy places the organism in Eukaryota, Metazoa, Chordata, Actinopteri, Syngnathiformes, Syngnathidae. The transcript is spliced from 31 exons. The record is from RefSeq and is a predicted model, not a curated record. Gene Ontology annotation, molecular function: ATP-dependent diacylglycerol kinase activity. Bases 645 to 3989 code for a protein of 1114 amino acids.
UACGAAUCCCUCCCUCCCCGCCUUCAUCUCUGCGUCCCUCCCUCCGCUCUUCCUACCUGAUCCAACUCGUUUCCGGUACCUCGAGCACCACAGUCGCGGCUGCGAAGCCGAGCAGGAGCAGCAGGGGAGGGGUUGGUGGAGGAGGAGGAGGAGGAGGAGGAGAGGGCCAGGCGCCGAGUACUCGAAACCGGCCGACGAUCGAGCCAGCGUGCGCUCGCGGAAAGCCGGGCGAAGGUAAGCCGAAAGUGGCCUUGCAUUCACGGCGGCAUGUCGAACUGAAUGCUUUCGUUUGACGGGCGGAUGAACGACGGCGUGUGGGCUUGGAACAAUUACACGAGCCGCCCGCCUGCCUGCCUGCCCGCCCGCCCGCCUGCCUGCCUGCCCGCCUGCCCGCCUGCCUGCCUGCCUGCCUGCCUGCCUGCCUGCUUGCCUGUCUGCCUGCCUGCCUGCCUUCGACGUGCAGAGCACGAUGGGGGAUCGGACACCGCGCGGACCGACCAGCCACAAAUUCAACCAGCCUCAUUUUCAACCUGCCUUUGCCCAUCGUCGUCGUCGUCGUCGUCACCACAUACGUUGAUAUCCGAAAGGGCCGUUGUGCUUAUUAACAAAAAAAGGAGGAACUUGCUGUACAGGAAAAGGUGUUUAUGCGUUUGGUGCCGGACCAAGAUCAACAAAGUCUUGCCACCUCCCAAACCUUUCCGAGACCCGCUAUGGCUUCCAAACUAAACCCCAACAUUCUUUACGUGGCUGAGCCCAGCGAGAGUGAGUCGGCAGGAGCGAACUCCGAGAGGACAGCUCUGCAGGCCGGGGAUGCAGCGGACGAGUCCUCUGACAGUGACGGUGAGCAAGAGGAGACUUCGCACAAGCUCAUCCGCAAAGUGUCCACUUCAGGCCAGAUCCGGGCGAAGAAGAGCGUGAAAGAGGGAACCCUCCUGAAGCAAACUAGCUCCUUCCAAAGAUGGAAACGCCGCUACUUCAAGCUCCGAGGGAGGACGCUCUACUAUGCCAAGGACUGCAAGUCACUUAUUUUUGAUGAGGUCGAUCUGUCAGAUGCCAGUGUGGCCGAAACGGGCACCAAGAACAUCAACAACAGCUUCACAGUUAUUACUCCUUUUCGUAAAUUGAUGCUGUGUGCUGAUAACAGGAAGGAAAUGGAAGACUGGAUCGGGGCCCUCAGGUCUGUCCAGAAGUGGGAAAUCUAUGAGGCCAGCCAGUUUAACAUGGAACAUUUUUCGGGGAUGCACAACUGGUACGCCUGCUCUCAUGCCCGACCCACCUUCUGCAAUGUCUGCAGGGAGGCUCUGCCGGGUGUCACCUCCCACGGCCUUUCCUGCGAAGUGUGCAAGUUCAAGGCUCACAAGCGCUGUGCCGUUCGCUCCACGAACAACUGCAAGUGGACCACACUGGCGUCCAUAGGGAACGACAUCAUUGAAGAUGAGGAUGGCGUUUAUAUGCCCCACCAGUGGCUGGAAGGCAACCUGCCUGUCAGCGCCAAAUGCAUGGUGUGCGACAAGAAUUGUGGCAGUGUGCGGCGGCUGCAGGAUUGGCGCUGCCUCUGGUGCAAAGCCAUUGUCCACAGCAGCUGUAAAGAACAAAUGGAGAGAGUCUGUCCUCUGGGUCAGUGCAGAGUUUCCAUCAUCCCUCCGACUGCACUUAACAGCAUCGACUCUGAUGGCUUUUGGAAGGCCACAUCAGCUUCCUGUUCUAGUCCUCUUCUAGUCCUCGUCAACUCCAAAAGUGGAGACAAUCAGGGUGUGAAGUUCCUGCGGAAGUUCAAGCAGCUCCUCAACCCGGCCCAAGUCUUUGACCUGAUGAAUGGGGGACCUGAGCUCGGCCUGCGACUCUUUCAAAAGUUUGUGACAUUCCGUAUAUUGGUGUGCGGGGGUGACGGGAGUGUGGGCUGGGUACUUUCGGAGCUGGACAAACUCAACAUCCACAAGCAGUGCCAGCUGGGUGUGUUGCCACUGGGCACCGGGAACGACCUGGCUCGAGUUCUGGGUUGGGGGGGUCUCUGCGACGACGAUGCUCAGCUGCUGCAGAUCUUGGAGAAGCUGGAGAGGGCCACUACCAAAAUGCUGGACCGGUGGAGUGUAAUGACCUAUGAGGUUCCUUUGACCUCCAAACCCACUCCAUCAGUGAGGGAAGAUGACAACCUUGACUGCCCCCUGCAGGUUCACAUCACUCAGUGCGCUGAGUCGGUCGCGUCCCACCUGGCCAAGAUCCUGGAUUCAGACAAACACAGUGAUGUCAUUUCUUCUGCCAAGUUCCUGUGUGGAACGGUGAAUGAGUUUGUGGUGGAGGUGGGCAAAGCAUACGAGAGGGCCACGGAGAACAAGGAGGAAGCGGACGCCAUGGCAAAGAAAUGUGCUUUGCUAAAUGAGAAGCUGGAUUCCCUGGUCAAAGCCUUAAGUGAGGAAGCAGACGCUCAGGUUGUUCCAGCAGGUUCCUUAGCCAGCCAGGAAGAUGGUGACUCAGGCCCAGCUAAAGAUGGCAGGGACGCACGCGCAGGCGCUCAAACGUACCGCUCCAAGGAGCAGCUGAUGCUGCGGGCCAACAGCCUGAAGAAGGCCCUGAGGCAAAUCAUUGAACAGGCCGAAAAAGUGGUGGACGAGCAGAACCGACACACUCAGGUCCACAAGAUGUGGUCGUCGUCUUCCAUCAAACAAGAAAACAGCGAAGAACUAAAGGAUGCAGAGAUGCGUACAUGCGAUAGAAGUUUAAGUCCAUCAUCGCCCAUCCUCCUGGAGCAACCGACGAGACUCCAUGCGGUCAACUUCAACGAAGACUCAGUACAAUGCUGGGAGAAGUGUGUGAUGAACAAUUACUUUGGCAUUGGUCUGGAUGCCAAGAUCUCGCUGGAGUUCAACAACAAGCGCGAUGAGCACCCGAAAAAGUGCAGCAGUCGCACAAAGAAUAUGAUGUGGUAUGGAGUGCUGGGGACUAAAGAGCUGGUCCAGAAGACCUAUAAAAACUUGGAGCAGAGGGUUCUGCUUGAGUGCGAUGGUGUCUCCGUUCCUCUGCCGAUUCUCCAGGGCCUGGCGGUGCUCAACAUUCCCAGCUACGCAGGCGGCAUCAACUUUUGGGGCGGCACCAAGGAGGACAACAACUUUGGCGCUCCAUCUUUUGAUGACAAGAAGCUGGAAGUAGUGGCCGUUUUUGGCAGCAUGCAGAUGGCCAUGUCCAGAGUCAUCAACUUACAGCACCACCGUAUUGCACAGUGCCGCCAGGUGAAGAUCACCAUCCUGGGGGACGAAGGCGUCCCCGUGCAAGUAGACGGCGAGGCCUGGAUCCAGCCACCGGGUAUUGUCAAGAUACUCCACAAGAAUCGAGCACAGAUGCUCACCAGGGACAGGGCUUUCGAGAGCACACUCAAGUCGUGGGAGGAUAAGUUAAAGGUCGAUAGCGACCGCGCCAAUCGGCCCCGGCUCAACUCACAGCAGUCCAUGGAGUACCUGACGGAGGAAGAGUGCGCUCAGGUGCAGCAGCUGGGCACGGUGGCUGACGCGCUCAUCACCAAGAUCCGAGAGGCCGCCAAGAUCCACAAGCUGGUGGAGCAGGAGCUGGCACAUGCCGUCAACGCUAGCGCCAUGGUGCUGACCGAGGCGAAGCUAUUCAGCCCCGAGUUUCUGAGUCGCAGUACAGCUGUGGAAAUUGUCAACAGCAGCAAAGUCCUGCAGAGAGAAACAACCAUGCUUCUGGAUGGAAAACAUCUGUCCGAGUUCCCUGAGGAGGAGGUACUCAACUUAACCCUGAACAGCCUGAGUGCUGAGCUCCAAAAGCUGGAUGACAUCCACUGGAUCUGUCCCCUAAUGCACUGUGCUGAGGAGGGGUCGGUGCGUCCCAGUAGUAAAAGCAGCAUAAAGCUGAAAAUCAUGCCCAAGGUGAAGAGGGAGAAGGAAAAGCUCCACAAGCAGAAGUCAAACAGUUCACUCUCAGGAACAUGGGACGUCAAGUGUACGACUCCUGAAGCAGAAUCGUCAGGCAACUGAUGGUCAUUUCCGGCCCGUAACCUUCACCACUGUGAGGGAGGAGAUGCCUUCCUCUUACCUGCCGGCAUCCGGUGUCCUGACUGAGGCGCAGGCGGCGAUGAUGAGCUGUACUGUAAUACGGUUCCUUGCUGUGCAUUUGUUUUUUUUUUUUUCGUUUUUUUUUUGGGGGGGGGGUUCCUCACUUGCAUUGCUCCACCGCAGGCCUGCUAUGCUCACGAAACAGCCUACGAUUGCCAUUUUCUCAUUAACAGUGUCUACAUCUUGCUUGCAUGGUGCCAAAUACAGACAUCUUAGAAACAACGGUUAGGGGUUAACCCUGUCUUCGGACUCAAGUGAGACUUUUGGGGACACAUUAUUACUACGCCAUUCAACCUUCACUGACAAUAGAACCCAAUGUGUGAAACUCUUUGAUGUUGAGGGUGAACAGGAAGGAAAAUCAUAUGGAAUGUAUUUGUGUGUUGAGCUGUUCAUAAUUACUGAUGAUAAUACUGAUAUUAAUGAUCUAUACAUGGAAGGUGCUCAAGUGGUUUUUACUUUUUUGGGCUUGUCAACUCAACAGGUACUCGAGAGGUUCUGGGGCUGAUUGACAAAUAGCUGAUUGUUGAUGUAAUGCAACAAUGUGAACCUUUGCUUGGCCAGUAGCUCCCAACUCCUGUCGUCUUGCUCUUGUGGCUUAGCUCUCAAACCCAUCCCCCGGCAUUCAUUAUCUUCUUCUUCUUGAUCCAUCAAAAAUCAAGUUGGCCAAAUAGGCAUAUUCAUCAUUUGCGUAAGCAUGUUUAGUCGAACCAGAUGCUUGUUGGGACGGGCGUACAAAAGGACGCUGGGUGCAGGAACUUUCUUGCUUCCACUCACCGUCGAGUAUUGCCGAGCUCCGCUGUAGUUGGGUGCUGCUCCUGCACCCAUAGAGCGCUGCUGCCUUUUUACCUUCAAGGCUUUUGUGGUGUUGUGCCAAGUGGAGCGACACACUUGAGUGGUGUGUGUGUGUGUGUGUUGUGUGUGUAAUGUGGCGUUCUUUUCAAGUUUACCGUGUCUUGCCUAGCACUUUAUAAACUAGAUUUAUGGGGGAAAUGUGCGUGUGCACGCGAUUCCGUCAAAUUAGGUGAAGAAUGUGAAUUCUAUUUGAGAAGAACUAUAAAAUAUGUCAUGUAACAAUGCACGCCCAUUGAGGAUGUGAUCCAUGGCUAUGUUGUGGACCUGCGUGGUACAAUGGCAACCACAUUAACCAUUUGAAGCUUGAAGCCAAAGCUGAAGCAGACUCAUCAAUCAUUUAUUAAUGAAGAUACGUUCGUGUACGACGUGUAACUCUUUGAAAUUGUAUCAACUUGUUCUGAACAAUUCAUUACAAAUGUGUGUUUGUGGGGAAAAAAACAACUCAUGUAUAUUAAAUUUUAUCAGUCUGUGAUUGAAUGUAAUUUAAUGUGGUUAAUUAGGAUUCGGCAAUGCCAAGUGUUUGCGCGCGCGCGUGUGUGUGUGUGUGCGCGCGCGCGCGCUUGUUUUUGUGUGUCUCCAGUUCUGUCAUGUAAAAUAGACACGCUUUGCAAAAUAAAAUGACUUGAUGCUGUGACAAAUGUGCGUCUUCUGCUUCUUCCAAUGUCUUAACUGAAAGGUAAGUUGUAUUUC